Molecule: messenger RNA, 5973 nt
Organism: Boleophthalmus pectinirostris (great blue-spotted mudskipper)
Lineage: Eukaryota; Metazoa; Chordata; Actinopteri; Gobiiformes; Gobiidae
Gene: sox32
Product: SRY-box transcription factor 32
Exons: 2
Coding region: 4817-5683 (288 amino acids)
Biological process (GO): cell differentiation; anatomical structure morphogenesis; regulation of DNA-templated transcription
Molecular function (GO): DNA-binding transcription factor activity, RNA polymerase II-specific; RNA polymerase II cis-regulatory region sequence-specific DNA binding
Source: RefSeq, a predicted model, not a curated record
UAACAGAGUUAAUCCAUUGCUCUCAUUAAUGAGUGGUGCAAGGGACAUGGACCAUAACAGGUGAGGGGGAAAUAAGGAAAAUAAGAUGACUCAAAGAAUGAAAACAGGAAACAGAUGCCCAGUGCUGUGUGUAACUUGCAAAAAGGCUUGUAUGGAUCUAGAAGGGGAGUUAGAAAUUAGUCAUACGCAGCUGUAUCCUGGUCUGGACACUCAAAAGGGCUCCAUACCCUACUGCUCCAGCAAAUUUUUGAAAAUUUUGCCCCAAUAAUUCUGAGGAAGUGCCACUAAGAAAUUCCAUGACAAAGAUUGUAUUUCUUUUAUUAUAGGAUCUCAAAAUAUUUCAUAUCCUAUGUAUAAAAUAUGAAAUGCAGUGUUAACACAAUAUGAUUACAUAGCUUAAAUAUUACAAAAUUUUUAGCUUUGAGCAUUAUUUACUGUAUGUAAUCUUUCUAAGCUAAAGGCCACUUUGCUAAUAAUAAGUUGGUAUUUUACUUGAGAUAUUGUCCUGAGGUCCACUAGAGAACAAUUUCUGCUCCUUCAAAAGCACUAUCAAAGGAAGCAUAUGUUUGGGUGAGUGUGCAAUGGCUUUUGCUGUGUUGGUUAUUCAGUAGCCUAGAAUUAUUCUUAUCAUUUAUCAUCAGAUUUGAUUGCACUAUUAGAAAAUAAAAAUAUAAGCUCGACACGACAUGAAACAAAAGUUACAUGUUGACUUCUUUUAUGGAACUUCAAGUAAGUCUAAUAAACUACACAGGCUGCAGAUGCAUGCAGUGCUGGCCUGUCAGGAAACCAGCCCAAAUCCUUACAGCAUAAUACCGAAAAUAAAUCACACCACAGGAAAGAAAGAGCACAAUCAUUGUUUAUGGCAGAACUACAGCGCUUAUCUUCAAAGUAGCAGAUCCUUUUGAGUCGAUGUCACACUCACAUUUCUAAUACAAACUUCAGUCUAUGAGUGUGCUGCACUAAAAGAGAAUAAAGGAUUUUCUGUGGUCCCAAUACAGAUUGAAGUAAUUUACACUGGUUAAAAAGUAGUCUAGUCUUUGUUAGUGUAAGCAGUUUAACCAGUAUUGCUAUUAUUAAUCUAAUGUCUGAGUCUCACUAUUUAAUUAAACAUGGCCAGACCUUGCUGCAAAGGAGCAGGCUCAGAUUGUUUAUGUUAUCUGCUCUUGAUUGAGCCACUUAAGACAGACAGAUAUCAUGGUGUCUGACAGCUCUCAGUCUAACUCCAGUUAAUAAUUAGGGAUAAUUAUGCUUAAUGGAGGCUGCUCUGUCUGCUGAAGUGACAUAUACCAAAGACAGUGGAGGAUUAGUGCAUACAGUGUAUAGACUCACUAUGGACCAUACAAGACCAAUUGAAUUCAGAAGAUAAGACUUAUCAGUUACCAAGAAGAAUACAGUUCCUCAUUUGCACAGACAGUGCAGCAUACAGUCCUUCAUUUGCAGAGAGAUGAGAUGCAGUCCUCAGGAGGCAACUUCAGAUGCUCACAAAUAAGCUAGGAUGCGCUGUGUAAUUAAUCAUAGUCAAUAAAUUCUUGAUAGGCAACAGAAAACUACAUUAACUAAUGUAGUCACACAUAAUAAAAUGUUACAAACAACACUGAACAAUUUGUAGCAUAGAAUAAUACAAGUGUUAAAAAUACAAAUCGACUUUGAUCACAGAAUAUGAAUCCAUCCUCCCACAUGGCUGUGUGUUCAUAUCGUUGUUCGUAGAAGUUGCACUUAGACCACCUGGGCCCCAGCACAGACCUGAGCUGCUGUUUGAAGUCUGGCUGAGCCUGUCAUGUUAUCUGCACUUUGAGGUGGAGGCCAUUGUGUUCUGCUAAUGAGGCUACAUUAAGGCUGUCUACACCAGGGGGUAUGUAAUCCUCUCAGCUGGCUUGUCGUAGGUCUGGGCAGGGCCUGUUGACACUGGGAGUGAAGAGGCUUGCACUCGGCACCCUGGACUUCACUACACAGUGCAUCUUCACAAACAAAGUUCAGUGGGCACAAAGCACUCCAUUGAAUGCUGUCUGAGUUCUGUAUUUUGAUGCUAGCCUGCUGUGCCCAUAUAAUACAUUGCAUAGAUGGCACUACUAUGUUUUUGUCACACCUCUGGCCAUGAGACAAUGUGCUCUGUAUGAAUGAGCCUCUGUAAGGAAAGUCUGUGAGGUGGAACAGACAGCUGCCCAGAAUACAGUGCUUCAUUAGCUCAGGUAAACACACUGUCCCACGUCCUGCGUUGUGACAUCUCAAUCUCAUAAUGGUAACAAGUGUCUCCAGGUCAGAAAAUUAUCCAGGUAACUGUGGAAUCAGUCAAUCGGAGGGAAAAGUAAGACAAUCCAGUUCUGAUAUGCUUUAUCCCAGGUGAGAUGUUCUCAAAAUUACAAUACAAAGUUCACAAGAAUAGAAUCCAGUCUUCACCUGUGGUGAAAUCACCACUAAAAAACUAAACAAGCCUCUGAAACAGUAUGGUCCAACAGGCCAACUCCUGGUGCUCUUCUACCUUUGCCACCCAGCACAUGAGUGAUCCAGAGUGAAGAAGAGGCAGAGGACUGUCCCAUAUAUGGCUUCUGUCCAGUACAAUGGUACAUUGUCAUAAGGACAAUCCCUACUCACAAAGCAUAGUGACUAUUGAGCCAAGUGCGGCCCUUGUUUGAAGAUGAGACAAUGCACUGAUCCUACUGUCACCACAAAGAUUAGGAUUCAUUAUAAAAUUAGAUUAUAGGCAUAACUACCACAAGAUUUAGAUUUAAGACAAUUAUUUACUAAAGUAGAUUUGGAAAAACUAAAAAAUUUUAAGAAGACUAUUAGCUUUUUUUUUUUUUUUUUUAAAUAAACAGUAUGCUUUCAGUGAAUUAAACCCUUACAUCCUCUAAACACAGUACAGUGGCUCAAAGUCAGGUAAACGCAGUCGAAACUAAACGUUAUUGUAUUCACGCUGUGUCCUUCAAAUUAAUUGAUUAAAUCCAUUAGCCGUUUUCAAAGCGAAAUGCAGCAUGCGUUCUGAUUAACAUCUCGGAUGUGGAUUCUAUCCCUAAUACUGACAACCUGUACCCAAACAUUAGCCAACCCCCCUCCUUUUUAUGCAAAUAGCUCAAUCUCCCGAAGCUGUAAAUAUAGUUAAAUAUUUAAUUUAAGGUAGGUUCGCUUUCAGUGGACAUGAGACAUCGUCCACAUCUAAUCAGAUGGUCAAAGUCAAAGCUUAAUUUUUCCCUUUAAUCAACAAGUAAUGAAAUUUACUCGUGACUGUUUUGAUAAAGAAAACCCCUAAAUAAUGUGUACCUGGCAUGCCACAGGCACAAGUGUUUAUUGGGCCAUGUCAUUAUGCCCUGUCUCCAUGUGUAUUAACCUUCAUUGCAGGGUAUAAUCCACAUAUUAACAACAUAAAGAGACUGCGUUAGUGGCUCGUCUGUGAGACAAAGCCGGUCAGGUGCAGCUAUUACGCACCGUGUACUGCAGCGCCAACGCAACUCCUGGUACUUAAUGAGGGCUAUUGUAAUUUAAUGUUAGUCGCGAGGGCCCAGAAAAUAUAUUAAUAGAAACUGUGCGGUGGAGUGAGCACCUGUAAUGGAAUGACUGUUGUAGUGAAAAUGGAAACACGCGGCCGUGACUGCGGAUUUUCUGAACUAUAGCGCCAGUGGCUGCUGCAGAGGGCCACUGUUACUGUAGCAUUUAUAUUCCAUUUAGCGUUCAGCUAAAUUCAUUCAUAGCAGGGUAUACGAAAACAACUGUGCAAAGUUUUUGCACAAUUGUGACAUUAAUAGACAAUUAUGAUAAACAAGUAAAAAGGUCUAUGUCAACUUUUAUAAGUAGGAUAUCAAUAGUUUGGUCCACAUUAAACUCUAUGUGACCACGCUGUGGUUUCUGUCUCACCCUCUCCUUCAGUUUUGACAGACGUCAAUACACGUCAGCCUGACUCCGUCUGUUCAGUGAACUUUGACUUCACAAAAUUUGUUGGAGAAUGUCUGAUUUUGUAUGUUACUCUACGUGCUUCCAUGGUAUAAGAUUAUUCUCCCGGAUGUGCUGUAGUCUAUACCUCUAUCUGAAGUGUCUCCAAGCUAAUAUUAGUGUGUCCCGGUAAUCGCGUAAUAAAAGUGCCUUGAUCAUUCUUGUCGCAGUCGCGUAAAAUGUUCUCUGAUACAGAUGACCGAUAAGAACUGAGAGCCUCGAUGUAAUUAGUAACAAUCCAUGCCUCGUGAACACUUUGAUGUGCACCUAUCAAUACUCCUGUCAACACAAUUGAUUGGAUUCAAUUUCUCCAAGACAUCUCGCCAAAAUACUGUAUAUUUUCCCAAAAUAAUGUGAUAACUGAAAAAUAUCGGUUUGCAUUACAAAUCAAGUGUAUCAUUAGUGUAUUUAUAAAUGUCAUAUACCAUUUGUAUGUUUGAACUUUGUUAUUAUAAUAUAGGCCUAUUGCGAUGUGAGAUCUACUCCAAAUAUUUAUAAUUUAUUUAUUUAUUUAUUUAUUAAUAAAGUUUGUCUAAGUCUAAUGUGCUGUAGGCUCUAGCCAAAACGCGAGGAAUUUAGUGGGCACUUUCGACAAGAUCAGCUUUAUAUAGCUCCUUAUAUGACUCCGUAGGCCAAAUAAAAAAGUAUUUAUUAUUAAUUAAUUAUUAAGCUCUACUGGCCAUGAAUGACAGACUUAAUAGUAGCGAAGUUUCGCAAGUUCGUUGAUUGGAGUUCGUAUGUGCCUAUCACCAACCUGAGAAUACACCUUAACUUCACACCUCAGCUCCACUCCUCCUGGCCUCCCAUUGGUGGAUGGCCCUGAUAUAGGUUCAGCUUAGCAGCAGCAGAACAUGACAGUGGCGUGCCACCACAGCCAAACACAUCCAACAAGAUGCAUUUCAGCCAAGAGCGCGUCCAGUACCACGCAAUGAUGGACAGCACCGACGACGGGGACUACAUGACCGAGGUGCAAUCACCAAGCUCCGGGCCCUCAAGCCCUCUCUCGGUCAACUCCGACUCCAGCUGCACCAGUCCUGAAGCCAAGUCUUCCACACAGCAAAGGGUCAGGAGGCCUCUGAACGCUUUCAUCAUCUGGACCAAAGAGGAGCGGAGGCGCUUGGCCCAGCUCAACCCGGACCUGGAGAACACCGACCUCAGCAAAAUACUUGGGAAGACUUGGAAGGCCAUGACUUUGGCAGAGAAGCGCCCAUAUAUGCAGGAGGCCGAGCGUUUGAGGGUCCAGCACACCAUCGACUACCCCAACUACAAGUACAGGCCGCGCAGGAGGAAGCAGCUGAAGAAGAGCUCCAGCAAGCCCCAAACCCCUGAGACCCCUGCCCUGCCAUCUCUGCCCCCCUACUGCAACCCUGGCUACAGUGGCCCCUAUGACCUCAGUUACCUGCUCCAUAACCAACAGCAGGCCUAUGCACCAACCCAGAGAGCAUAUUCCACAGUAUUCCCAAACUCAACCAAUGGUUUUGAUGCUAUGUUCCCUCCCACCUACUCUGCCGACUCACAACCAUACUACAGCCAACUGCAGAGCAGCGUCCCCACAGCCAGCUUCUUGGACCAGAUUGAGUCCAGGUUGUACCCCAGCCCCUCCCUGGACUUGUACCUGGAGCAGAUUCAGUUGGACACUCUGUAUGAUCUGGACCGCAGUGAGUUUGAACAGUACCUGGGACCCCCUGCGCUCAGGCCAGAGUCUGUGGACCCUAACAGCUACCAGCUCAACUACAGAGAGGCGCGGUCCCUCUCAUAACCCCAGGACUCUCCCAUAAACAGUAUUUAUUUACUUACUACACAAGUGCAAUUGUUUUGUUAAUAGACUGUACAUAGUGCCUUUUGUUUUGAGUUGUGUUCAAUGUUAUUGUGCAUGAAUACAUAUCUAAACUUUAAAAUAUCUCUCUUACAUGACUGUUGGAGUAUAAUUACUUAAUAAUACAAGUUAUAAUACAAGUUUACAUUAUAAAAUAUUUUACUCAAAAUCUUUUUUUUUUUUCAGCAUACAGAUACCAAUCACACCAGUUGAAUGUUCUAAACUUAACUGAA